Rhododendron vialii is the source of this 1705-nucleotide messenger RNA. RefSeq lists its product as uncharacterized. The coding region runs from base 1 to 1197 and encodes 398 amino acids. Lineage: Eukaryota; Viridiplantae; Streptophyta; Magnoliopsida; Ericales; Ericaceae. The transcript has 9 exons. The record is from RefSeq and is a predicted model, not a curated record.
AUGGUGGAAGAUAUCAAGACUUGGGCAAAAGGAAAAAAUUGGUCCUUCUUCAUCUGGACUGAUAGAAUGAAGAACAAGGCUGCUCACUGGUUGGCUUCCUAUAGUAUCAAUAGUUGUUCUUCUGUUUGGUUGGGUUGUAUUCCGCCUGAGUUUGAUUCUGUUUUGUGUAAAGAUUUGUUCUAUUGUACCAGCUUCUACAUAAAGGCCAUAGGAGCUCCAGUGCUGUCAGGAGUGCCAACACCAGUGGCAUUUGGCCAUCCCUGCGUAAUAAGUCGGCUCUGUUGCUACUUGCUGCCCUGGAUGCAGCAUGCUCGGGAUUUUCGGACUCUUCCUUCCUUUGUACAACCCUGUCUACGUAGCUAUGAAAUCGGCAGAUAUGGUUUUCCUGGGCAUUCUCAAAGUUAUCAACUUGGUGAUUAUGGUCUGGUUUUUCGAAUUCCUGUUCUUGAUCCGCUUAUCGGCAGUUAUGGUCCUAUUGUUAGAGAAGAUCAGAUCCGCCAAAUGAAGAUCGACUGGGCUUCUGGAGGUGUUUAUAUGUCUCUUGUUGGUCUAGCUAUCCAUCACUUUAAGCUUUCGGGAAUUGAACUGACCUAUCAUUCCGUAGGUGGCGCAAGGUGUCAGAGAUAUUCUCAGGAACUGUUUGUACAUCCAGAUGGCAUAAUUGCAACUUCUGCUAGUUGCUUAAAACCUCUCAAAAGCACCAAAUUCGAGAUUAGUGUCAAGCUUUUGCACAGUAGAACUCCGUAUAAGGGUGUCUUGUUGGAAGCUGAUUUUUGCUCUGAUAUAGCUUUUGUAAAGAUUAUAUCUGGUGACCGACAAACCGCAGUGACUUUUGGAAAGUUGGAUUCCAGGCGAGAAAAUUCGGUGCUGGCUGCUGGCUGUGUACCGAUGUAUUUCGGUUGGGAUGAUGUAACAUCUGAUUAUAAACUAGGUUAUCUCAGCAUUGACCAAGAGAUGGAAAACACCGAGUCUCGGAAUGAAAGAACAUCUGGGCAGUUGAUAAAAGCGGAAGUUCUGAAUGUUGGAAGAUCUUGUAUUGUGGGACCUCUUGUCAAUCUGGAAGGAGAAUUUUUUGGCAUCAUUCACAAGGUUGGCCGACAUAUUGAAGCCACACCAAUCGAUGAUGUUUUCAAGUAUCUGGAGCACUUGAAGAAACACGGGGAACAUGCAAAAGAGCCGUCAUCCACGAGUGAGUGAUUCCAGAAGCUACAGCUCAACUUCGACGGUCAAAUAAAUGCAAAUCAAAUUGCUACUUGUCAAGUGAUGAGGAGGUAUGUUUUUAGUACUUUUUUCCCUGGCCUACGGUAAUGUUUGCUAAGACUCCUGGUGUAGUUCUUGGUAUGUGUGUUUAUAUUACAACUUGAUGUUUCAAAUUACAACAAAUUAAUCUCUCUCUUUUUGACUUUUGAUUUACUUGAAUAACUUCAAUCUCUUUCACUGCUUUUGAUUCACUUGCAACUUGGUAAUGUCACUUGCGGUCGCUGCAGCUUUCUUGGAUUUUACAUCCAAUUUUCCAAACAAAAACUCUUCUUUUGUUGGCUCCAAGCAUGUGUAAUUGGGGAAAAUGGGUCCAACUUCUACCUCAUUUGUGAACUCAUCUGCAACAACAAAAUGCAAAUGCAAAUGGUUCCCCUCAAGAUUAGCCCAAAACAGUUUUUUCAAAUGAAAUGCAUGAGAUGAAUGUAUAAAAUGUAACUAAAGGGUA